CAGCCUACAUAGUGAGCGUGCUGUGAUUGCAUGUGUUCAUUGUUUUUCUUCUCUGAUUCCUGAGUAGUGAAACAGUCUUGACUGACUGCAGUGAGUCGCCCCGGAGUGGGCGGGGUUAUGCAGCCCUGCAGACUCUCACUGUGCUGUACUCAUCUUCCUCAUUUGAGCUCAUCUCAGUAAAUGAGCUGCUCAGUCACUGUGCUGGGAACGAUUAGACAUACGAAGCUGAAUCAGACACAGCUUUAAUUCAGCUCCACUGCAGCUGUCAGCUCUACAUUUAAAAGCAGAUGCGUUACUUUCGGUUUCAUCUCAUUCAGGAUCCACAAACGCAUCAGUGUCUCCACAGACCAGAACUUUCGUGUUGAUCUGGGUUUGAUGUGUUUUCGAGGUCACUGACUGACAAAAAUCAGGUCCCGCCCACGUUGUGGUUCUGCAGCUGAAGAUGAUGAACUGCGGCUUAUUGACCGACAAGAAUGAACCAGUUCCUCUGAAGAGCAUAGUGGUGGAUCUGCAGGUUAAGGGUCAUGUAGCUACAGUGAGCUCCACUCUGCAGUAUGUAAAUGAAGAAGAGCGCCCCCUGGAGGCCCUGUUUGUCUUCCCCAUGCCUGCAGAAGCUGCUCUCUGCCACUUCAGUGCCAAGAUUGCAGACAAGGAGGUAAUGGCGAAGGUGCAGGAAAAAGAGAAGGCGCGGGAGGAGUAUGAUGAUGCGAUUGCCUCAGGAGAUCAGGCCUUUCUGCUGGAGGAGAGUGACGAGAGUGAGGAUGUGUUCAGGCUGAGUGUGGGGAGUCUGCCUCCAGCCCAGAGUGCUGCUGUAACCUUCAUCUACGUCACUGAGCUCUCUGUGCAGGCUGACCACGCCCUGCGCUUCUGCCUGCCUGCAGUGCUGAAUCCCCGCUACACACAACCAGGUACAGGUGGUGGUAUAGUGUCAGAGAUAACAUCAUCACCAGCAGGUGUUCCCUACUCUCUUUCUCUCACUGCCCAUGUGAGCUCUCCCAACCCCAUCACUAAAGUAGAGUCCAAAUGUCCUCUUGAGCCUCUGAUGUUCCUCAACGCAGACCACACAAAUGCAAAGGUGAGCCUGUCUGCAGGUCAUAUGUUUGAUAGAGAUGUCGAGCUGUUCCUAUAUUAUGAGAACGCCCACCAGCCCACUGCUAUAGUGGAGGCUGGAGAGCCCACAGCACAGCCAGGAACACUCAUGGGAGACCCUGUGGUCAUGCUAAGUUUGUACCCAGAGUUUCCUGCAGGACUGAUGUCAUCUGUAACAUCUUGUGGUGAAUUUGUGUUCGUAAUGGACAGAUCUGGCAGUAUGGGCUGUCCGAUGCAUAGAGGGAAAGAUGCACAGACGCGCAUCGCGAGUGCCAGGGACACUCUGCUCCUACUGUUGAAGAGUCUCCCUCUGGGCUGCUACUUCAAUAUCUAUGGCUUUGGUUCACACUAUGAAUCUUUCUUUCCGAAGAGUGUUGAAUACACUCAGGAGACAAUGGACCAGGCUGUGAAGAGAGUAAAGGAGAUGGAAGCAGACAUGGGUGGCACUGAGAUUCUGCAGCCUCUGAAACACAUCUACAGUCAGCAGUGCAUCCCUAACCAGCCCAGACAGGUCUUCAUGUUCACUGAUGGAGAGGUGUGGAACACCAAAGAAGUUCUUUCCCUCGUGAGAAACAACGCUGAAUCUCACAGGUGCUUCUCGUUUGGGAUUGGUGAAGGUGCGAGCACCGCCCUCAUCACAGGAAUGGCUCGGGAGGGAUGUGGCCAUGCCCAGCUUAUCACAGGCACUGACCGCAUGCAGCCCAAAGUAAUGCAGUCUCUCCGCUAUGCUCUACAGCCAGGUGUGGUUGAUAUUAGUGAAGAGUGGACGGUCCCAGUGGGCAUGUCCGCCACCCGCCUUAGCCCACCCAUUAACAUACUCUUCCAGGGUCAAAGGGCACUGAUUUACGCUCAGCUGAAAGGAGAGAGUCAGAGCUCAGACUCUGAGGGGACUGUAACAGUGAAGUACCGUCUAGCAGAUCAAGAAGUCACCAACACACUCAGCUACUCCCUCAAACCUGCUGAGAAUACAGGACUGUCCAUCCACGGACUGGCUGCCCGCUCUCUGAUCCGCUCUCUGGAACGGGAGGAGCAGAAUGAGGGAGCUGAGAAAGAGGCUUUAAAGGCCAGAGUGGUGGAGCUCAGUGUGCAGGCUGGAGUGAGCAGCUCACACACAGCCUUCAUUGCCGUUCAUAAGGGCAGUGGAGAGGCUGUGAAAGGACCACUGCUGAGGAGGAGAGUUCCUACAGGAGGGAUGUUUCUUAUGAAGAAAGCAAAACAAAAGGGGUUCAUGGGUGGCUUCCUCAGAAGUUGUGGUCCACCACGGAUGCUCAAGGGGUGUCGCCAAAAAGUGGUCAAGGAAAAACUUAAACUGAAGGGUGCAGCACCAAUGAUGGCCAUGGGUGGUGCUGCACCAGAGAUAGAAGAGGACUCUGUAGGCCCUGUGGAAGCUAUUAAAGACCCCCUGCUGCAGCUCAUCUCCCUCCAGAAGGCUUCAGGCUGCUGGGAAAUGGACGGUGCGCUGGUGGAGGUGUUUGGGAAGACAGAGGAAGAGGUGGUCAAGCAGACCCCCGCACAGGUUGAGAUGGGAGUCUGGGCUACAGUUCUGGCUCUGAUCUGGUUACACGGGUUUAAGAUGGACGCUCAAGUUGAGUGGCAGUUUGUGGCCAUGAAGGCAGUGACAUGGAUCCGCAACCAGAAAGUGGUCAGUCUUUCUGAGAGUGUUCGUGUGGGUAAUGAUCUGCUGGGCUGCCAGGUUAAAGAAGAGGAUCUUGGACUCUGAAGUCUUCAUACAUUCUUUCUCUAAAGCUGCUGUGCCUAAUGCAGACUUCAGAAAUCCUUACAGCCCACACCUCAUUUACUAAUGUUUACACAACCACUGGUGUUUAUUUUAAUUUU
This is a messenger RNA of Colossoma macropomum (tambaqui), 2925 nucleotides long. Its product is annotated as von Willebrand factor A domain-containing protein 5A-like. The coding region runs from base 443 to 2809 and encodes 788 amino acids. The transcript is spliced from 22 exons. The record is from RefSeq and is a predicted model, not a curated record. Lineage: Eukaryota; Metazoa; Chordata; Actinopteri; Characiformes; Serrasalmidae.